AUGUCUCGUUUGGGUCUGAAAACAUUUAUCAUAUUCAUCGUCGUUUGUUUCAUGUGUCUUGAACCUUGUGUACGUGCAAGAACUUUAAAUUCACAUGUCGUCACAGAAAUUGGUCCGCCCAUAAUCUACGGAGGCUAUAGAGAAGGACCUUCAAAUAGAGGACGGGGUCACGAUACACCGCCGACGACUCCACCAUUGACUGUAGUCUUCGGAGGCUAUAAAGAAGGACCUUCAGAUAGAGGACAGGGCCACGAUACACCGCCGACGACUCCACCAAUGAAGAUAGUCUACGGAGGCUAUAAAGAAGGACCUUCAGAUAGAGGACAGGGUCAUGAUACACCGCCGACAACUCCACCAAGUGAUGUUUAA
This is a messenger RNA of Microthlaspi erraticum, 369 nucleotides long. The record is from the annotation of a GenBank genome assembly. NCBI's taxonomy places the organism in Eukaryota, Viridiplantae, Streptophyta, Magnoliopsida, Brassicales, Brassicaceae.